AAGCUCACGCGCGGGGCCCGUUAGCUUUGGUUGCUAUAUAUAACGUAGCCGCACCGGUAGUGGCAUUCAGCAGAGACUGCGAGAGAGAAACACAGAGAGAAACAUACAGAGAGAGAGAGAGAAAGAGAGAGAGAGCGACGAGACACCGUAUAGGGACCUGUGCGUGGGACUUUCUGUGUGCAAGAAGAACUUCGUCAACCUCGCGUGCGACUCGACACCGACAGGAUGGGUAACUCGUGGCAGCUCGUCGUUGCCGUCACACUGGCCUACGUUUGCACGAGUUUAGUCUCGGGUUACAGCCUCUACACGGACCAGAAGCGCGCCAUGAUACCGCGCAUUCACGGCCGAUCCGAAAGCGAGGCUCCGAGGUCGGGAGCGCCGUACGACGAGCCCUACAUUCCGCGCAUGAUCGGUCGCUCGUCGCCGGACGCUGCCAGCAAGCGAGAGCUGCCAACCGUCGUCCGUCUGGGCCGCACGCUCGACGAAGAGAUCUGGGAUCUACUGCAGGAUUAUUCUGUCGUCAUCGUCAGUCCUCAGGCAUUAGCCGAUCAAAUACAGUCGCGCAAUGAGAGAUCACUAGAUGCGGAAAGGCGAAAAUAAGCUAGCAGAAGAGAAAGGGACGAAAUGGGAGGGGGGACGUGGGAAGAAGAACGCGAUUCAGAGAGCGAGAGCGUGAGAGAAAGGGAACGAGAGUGUGGGAGGGGAGAUGGAAUUCCGUAGCACUCUUAAUAGUGUCCAUUUAUUGACUGUGUUAUCUAUAUGGUGUACAAUAUUCCGAUACGUUGUAGUUGUGUGAAUAGUUUUAUACGGAUUCAAGAAGACUCGUACGACUGACGAUAGAUGGCGGUAUUCGGAGAAUGUGCUGUUGUCAAAAAUGAUACGCUAUAAUUAUAUUAAAGUCUCACAAUAAAAUAAAACUUAUAUUGGAACGUGUAGCAAAA
Molecule: messenger RNA, 941 nt
Organism: Priapulus caudatus
Lineage: Eukaryota; Metazoa; Priapulida; Priapulimorpha; Priapulimorphida; Priapulidae
Exons: 2
Coding region: 226-600 (124 amino acids)
Source: RefSeq, a predicted model, not a curated record